CCAACGCAAACACAGUUUUCUUCCUCCAUAGAACAACUCUAUUUUUUCCAGGGUUCCACAAUCAUGAUAUCAUCCCGAAGGUCCCCAAUGGGUGAUUUCACUCAUAAAAUGAAAGCCACCACAGAGAUCCCCCCAGCUAGGAUGUUCAAUGCCUUUGUCUCUGAGGCUGAAUUUAUCAUCCCCAAUUUUUAUGUUUCAAAGGCCAUAUUGGCCAUUCAGAAUGUCGAACUCAUUGAAGGAGAUGGAGGCCCUGGAAGCAUUAAGAAAAUCACCUUUGGAGAAGGAAGCCAAGUCAAGUAUGUGAAGCAAAAGAUUGAAGCAAUCGAUGGGAAAAGCUUCUCGGUCAACUAUAGUCUCAUAGAAGGUGAAUCUCUGAUGAGCAAUUUGGAGAAAAUUUCUUAUGAUAUCAAGUUUAUAGCAGCUUCAGAUGGAGGAUCCAUUGCAACAUAAGCAGCAGCAAGCAUUAUACCUUUGGUGACAUUUAUAUCAAGGAAGAAGAUAUCAUAGCAGAGAAAGAAAGGGCCCUGGGGUUGAUCAAGGCUGUAGAAGCCUACCUCCUGGCAAAUCGAGAAGCUUCUAAGAUCAAAGUUGAUUAGUCUUUAUUUGGCUUGUCUGGAGUGGUUUGCCCUUCUGUUCAAAUAAAAGAAUUGUUUGUUCUUUCUAAUGUUUUCUUUGCAUUAAGCAGAUCUUAUUCUAACCCUAUCUUUGCUCUGUUCUUUGGACUUUGAGGUUCUGCUCUGUAUUAAAAACCUUCAUCUUCA
This is a messenger RNA of Rubroshorea leprosula, 761 nucleotides long. The record is from the annotation of a GenBank genome assembly. NCBI's taxonomy places the organism in Eukaryota, Viridiplantae, Streptophyta, Magnoliopsida, Malvales, Dipterocarpaceae.